UUUUAGACAUCCUGACAUCUGGUGGACAGAAUAAUGUACUGCUGAGGCUGAAGAGUGCAAUAGUAUUAUCACCAGCAUCCUUUAAAUCAAAGAAUAGACGAAGACCAGGUUGAGCUUUCGGCUCAAGGACAAAACAAACCGUUUAAAGUUGAGUGCGUGAAAAUCUGCAGCAGUGUUGUAAUGGAGACGCACUACACCGAGAUCAAGUCAAGACCAAGACCGGACUGUAUUAGGGUUGAGACAAGACCAAAACUUUGAGUGGUUGAGACAAAGUCAAGAGUGUGUCGCCUGCUUAUGUAGCCAAGAUUUGUUAGAUGUUUGGGUGAGGCGUGUUGCAUACAGCAGUAUGUAGAUCAGAGUAAUAGUGAGGUUGAUGAGACCCAAGACCUAUAAAAAGUUGUCUUAAGACCAGUCUUAAGAUAUAUAUAUACUACUAUACUAGUACUAAACUAUAACACUGACUCAGAGCUGCUUAAAAUUAAACCAACACACCAUUUAAAAUGAAUUUAUAUAAAAAGGUUUGGCAUACAUUAACAUUUUGACCAGAUGAAAUAAUACACUGGACCUGUUGGACAACAAAGACGUCCUGCAUGAAAAGUGACUCAGUAGUGUGACUCUGAAUGAAAAUUCAGGAGAUUAAUCAUCUGUGAGUCGAGACUUUAAAUAGCUCAAAAGGUCUGUGAAGAACAUGAUACAGAUAUAACACACAUAUUUUUAGAUUCAAUAUAAGAAAUGAAGGGAAUGAGGAAUUGUCUGUUUGUGAAAAAUGCUUUUGGCUGGUGUGUAUCUGUGCCAUGACUGGCGUGCAAAGUAGAGGAUGUCGGAAACUGUUAAAGAUCAAGCUCUUAAUUUAAGAUCUCUAAAAUAUGAAAUACUCACGAGAGCAAACCGGUCCAAAAUCAGUUUCUAUUUCUCAUCAGGUAUUCUCAGGGGUGUCAGAAAGAGAAAGAACAUGUGAGGAAAUGCAUAUAUAUAUAAACCUGUCAGUGUAUCCUAAGCCAUAUUCUUGGGUUCAUCAUAGACUCACUUUAGAUUACUUUGAUGUUAUCUUUUCAGUAAAAAAAAAAAACCCGAACAAGAUAAAUCUGUCAACCGAUGUAACUUCCUGGAAACAAGCAAAGUGGCAGGGGCUUAAAACAGGAAGUUUCCCCUGAGAGUAAAUCAGUCUCUAUCUGAAGAGAAGACAAGCACCUUCGUCAAGAGAAGAAAUCGUACUAACUGCCGUCCAGAAGACGAUGAAUAACUCAAAUAGUUCAGUCAACCGUGAGUUUACAACGAGGUUCCUGGUUCCCGUUUACAGCUCAGUCUUCAUCAUUGGUCUGCUGGCUAAUGGAUGGGGAUUGAAGUCUUUGCUGCAGAACUGGAACAAACUAGGUAACGUGAACGUGUUUGUUCUCAACCUUGGACUUACAGACAUUCUGCACCUGCUCACACUCCCGUUUUUGAUCGUGUACUAUGCCAUGGACCGUAGAUGGAUCUUUGGAGAUGCGUUGUGCAAGAUAACAAGAUUCUGCUUCAGCCUGAAUUUAUAUGGCAGCAUUGGGUUCCUCACCUGUAUAAGCGUGUACAGAUACCUGGCCAUCGUUCAUCCAAUGAGGGUGAUGGGAAGAAUAACUGUCACCCAUUCUGUGGCUAUCUCAGUCAUGGUUUGGCUCUUGGUGGGCGUUCAAAGUCUUCCGGACAUGUUCUUCACCAAAACAUUGGAAAACACCAAAGAAUGCCUUGACACCACUGAUAAAAACCAUCUUGAGCGUUACCUGAAAUACAGCCUUGGAUGGACACUCACUGGAUUUUGUAUCCCAUUCCUCAUCACACUGGGCUGCUAUGGACACGUGAUCGUCAUUAUCUGCAAGUCAAAUAGCAUUGACAAGGUGCUGAAACAGAGAAGUUUGAAGUUGUUGUUCAUCACGAUUCUUCUCUUCUCUGUUUGUUACAUCCCACAUCACGUAUUCAAGAACCUCAACCUCUUGUCAAGAGUUCUGUCUAUGAAUAAUAUAAACUAUGGAUGGUUUAAUGGAGUCUACAUCGCUCGUCAGAUAAGUCGUGGCCUUGUGUGUCUGAACAGCGCUCUCAACCCUCUGGUUUACCUCCAUGGAAAUGAAAACAUUGGUGCUCAGCUCAUGCAGCUCCUCCAGCGAGCCUGGCAAGCUGUCAUGCAGCUGUUCAACCGACGUAGUCAUGUUCCCGUGGUGCAGAUUAUCUGAUAUGUGAAUGAAAUUGCAGAAUUGUAUUGCAUCAUCGAUUAUUGUGUUUGAGCUAUGUGCCUGUCAUAUUGUUGUUAACAUGCAAAAUAACUAAAAAAUAAAGUUAUUUCAAGCACAUUUGAAAACGUCA
Messenger RNA from Larimichthys crocea (large yellow croaker), 2334 nucleotides. RefSeq names its product P2Y purinoceptor 1-like. Gene Ontology annotation, molecular function: neuropeptide receptor activity. The record is from RefSeq and is a predicted model, not a curated record. Gene Ontology annotation, biological process: G protein-coupled receptor signaling pathway. Lineage: Eukaryota; Metazoa; Chordata; Actinopteri; Sciaenidae. Bases 1236 to 2204 code for a protein of 322 amino acids. The transcript has a single exon. Gene Ontology annotation, cellular component: membrane.